This is a messenger RNA of Daktulosphaira vitifoliae (grape phylloxera), 1960 nucleotides long. RefSeq lists its product as uncharacterized. Lineage: Eukaryota; Metazoa; Arthropoda; Insecta; Hemiptera; Phylloxeridae. The transcript has 2 exons. The record is from RefSeq and is a predicted model, not a curated record. The coding region runs from base 13 to 1740 and encodes 575 amino acids.
AAAAUAUUGAAAAUGAACAUUGGAUUGUUAACCUUAUUUUUUUUUACUAAAAGUAUUUCGUUUGAAGAUGGACUUGUUGAUUGUAAAAUAAAUGAUGUAGAUUUCAGAAAAGAGUAUACGACAUAUUUCAAACAAGUAAUGAAUCACAUGCAAGUACAACAUUUAAAUCUAGAACACGUAUCAAUAAGGAUUGAAAAUGAUAAAUUGAUAAAUAUAAAUGAAGUUAUAAAAUAUAAACUGUAUGAUAUUUGUGAAUACUUAAAAAUAUACUAUCAUAUAAUUGAUUUAAUUAACUAUUUAUUUGCUGAUGUACUACAAAAAUUUACUGAACAUCUAAAAAUUAUUAUAGAUAAUUGUAAACAUUUUUUUGAAGAAAAUUCAUUUGAAAAUGCAAUUUAUUGCACUGUAGUACUUUUAAAUGCAGCUAAAAAUUCAAAUAUGAUGUUUGAAUAUUUAUACAAAGCGAUAACAUUUAUUGAUUACUUAGAUAUGAAGUUAGUAAAUAGUUCAUUAAUUCAUCGAAAAACGGUAGUAGAAGAAAUUUAUACCGUUAAACAUUAUACGUAUCAAAUGAAAACCUCAGAAAUAAUAAACUAUGUAAAUAAUGAUGGAAGCAUCAAAAUUAAAGAAGUUAAAGAAGAUUACAAUGAUAUAAAUAAUUUUGUUGAUAAAGUAGUUGCCAUUACACGUGAAUUUUUUAAAAAUUAUGUUAUUAUUAUAAAUAGUGCAAAUGAUAUGAAUAUACGAGAAAAGUACUAUUGUGAAUACUAUUCCAAUAAUUGUAAUAUGAAACUUGUUGAUUUUAUUAGUGAAAAGUUAAAAAAUUAUUAUUUACAAACAAUUACUGACUAUUAUUUAAAAAUUGGUUUCCAUGAAUUACUUCAUCCUAGUACAACUGAGCUCACACCCCCUCAAAAAUACAACUUGACUCAAAAAAAAGCAAUCCAAACACUAAAUAUUUUGUUCCGUGAAAUUAGACAUUGGAAGCUAUUAAAUCAUAUAAAAAUAAUAAUUGAUGAUGAAAUAAUCACUACUGAUCGAAUUAUUAGAGACACUGUAGAUAAUUUUAAUUUUAAUCUAAAAAAAAAAUUCUUUACACAGCUGAUAAGGUGCAGAUAUACUGAAGUAUUAAAAAAAUAUAACACGUAUAUGUCUACUAUUAUAGAAAUAUGUAAAAUUGAAAUCAGUAAAAAAAAUGUAUAUAGUAUUAUAAAUUGCAUUGUAAACUUUCUUGAUGCGGUUAAAAAUUCAAAAGAAAUGUUUAAAAACAUGUUGUUAGCUUUAGACAUAUUAAAAGCUGAAUCAAUUUGGGAAUAUAUGUAUAAUACACAAUCAUCAUUAGUACAAACUUAUACUUUAUUAAGUAAUUUUAUGCCCAAAAUUGAACAGCUUUCUUUAACGAGAAAUGAUUUUUUCAAUUUAUCUACCAAGGAAGUAAUAUCAAAAGCCAAUAAAUUCUUAUUAGAUUUUAAAACAGCGCGAAAACAAUUUAAUCAAAUGCUAUAUAAACAAAAAUAUUAUUCCAGUAAACGGUGCUUGAUUGAAGGCGAAGUUUUUAAAAAAAGACAAUUAAUAAAAUCAUGGGACACAUUCAUUACAUCAUAUAAUACGAUAAACACUAAUGAAAAACCAAUACUUUUGUUUGAAUACGCAUUGGAUCAAUUUAGAACAUUUUAUGAUGUUGCUACUACAAGUGAAUAUGAUUGUUUAGGAUUCAAUAAAAUAAAUAGUUGUAAUUGAAAAUUUUUCUAUUUUUAUUUUAUAUUAAAUAUAUACAUUUUAUUAAAUGUUUACUUAGAAUAAUUAAUUUAGCGUUGAGUCCAAAUAGUGGAAAUGCUAAUUUUGAAUCCACCCCUGUAGACAGGUAAACGGUCCGAUUUAUAAACUAAUAUACCAAAUAAUAGAUAAAGACAUCAUGCAUUUAUAAAAAAAAAUUUAUAGAUCCAUUCAUUUUUCAAAA